Molecule: messenger RNA, 1539 nt
Organism: Mucor velutinosus
Lineage: Eukaryota; Fungi; Mucoromycota; Mucoromycetes; Mucorales; Mucoraceae
Exons: 2
Coding region: 1-1539 (512 amino acids)
Biological process (GO): proteolysis
Molecular function (GO): aspartic-type endopeptidase activity
Source: RefSeq, a predicted model, not a curated record
AUGCAAAAUCAUCAACAGCAGCCUUGGACAGCUCAUCUGGAUCUUUACGGCAGUCCAGAAUGCGAUUACCAUGCACAGCUCACUAUCGGAUCGACACUCAUGAAUCUGGUUCUGGAUACCGGCUCUGCCAACACAGCUGUUAUUUCUGACUUGUGCUCGUCUGAAAAUUGCACAUUUGUACAGAAACCUUAUUUACCCAUACCUGAUUCAUACGCUAAUUUUGACACAGUAAAUGCCAGUUACGGAAAUGCCAAGCUUCGCUCCUACUGGAAAGGUUAUGCUACAGGUCAACUAAUUAGCUUUGAUCAUGUGCAACAGGCAUUUGCCAGAGUCGAUGUAAUUACGGAUCAUCAAUCCUUUUUCAUACCACGAUGUUCCAAAAAUCAAGGCAUCUGGGGCCUAGCUCAUCCGUCCCUUCAAACAAGACCUCGAAAAAGCAACGGCCACGCUUCCAAUAGUGAGCAACAGAAAUUAACUCUUUUUGAUUCUAUCCGUCGCGAAAAGGGCCUGCCAAAUGCGUUCACUGUUCAAAUAUGCCCCAAAUCAGCUGUAGAUCCUGCGUUUGCGCAUGAAUUUAAUUUCCUUGGUUUGAAUAGUACAAUGCGUCAUGCACAGCUACAGCAACAACAACCAUCCGCUACAGAGAAAACUUGUUUACGCGAUGGACACUUUUGGCUAGGAGGGUAUCCGAGUCAAUCAGUUGGAAGUGAAAUUGUAUGGGUCCCAUUAUCGCACACUCGAUACUAUGAAGUCAAGGUGGAUCAUUUCGUGGUAAAUGGCAAUAUUGUCGCUGGCAUGGAGCAAAUCAAUGUGCCAAGAACGAUUAUUGACACGGGCACAAAGGAUAUUGUGCUCACACCACUAAAUCUGGAAAAGCUGCUUCAUGCGUUAUGGCAUAGCAAAUUGGUGCAGUUUGAUGAUUCAGUUUCAAAAGAGCAUGAAAAAUCAUUUUGGUUCGAUCAUGCCCAACUCAGUCUCCCCAAAAAAGCUCUGACCAUCUCGCAUAAUGUAUCUGUUGCUAUUGCAUUUGAAGGCAACAAUGUUGUGUCCCUGCCUAUCGAAAACAUACUCAACAUUCGUGAUUUCGGUGAACAAAUGCCAGAUUGGGUCAAUAUCAGUUGGACAGGAUUUACGAAUAGUGGUGGAAGUGGUAAUAUGGCGUCUACGAUAUUAGGAAACACUUUGUUCCUUGGAAAAACUGUGAUUUUCGAUCGAGGCAGAGAAGAGGAUGGUGCUCACAAAAUGACCAGCAGAAUUGGAUUUGCAGAUGCAAGUGCGUGCUGUAGGACUUCCAGCGGGAAGGAUGUAAACAUCUUGCUCUCAGUCGAUAGUGUUACAAAAAUCUCCAUUAUACACCAAGAUCAUGUCGCAAAUACCGUACAGAUCUGUCUCAUUUUGCUGAUUGCCUUGUCCGGUGUUGGAUUCUUUUCGACCAUGGCUGUCUUUCUGAUGAAUGGCUAUCAAGAAAAGAAGAACAGAGCCGCUGAUGCCAUUAGCUUUAAGGGGGAUGAGCAGCACCAGAUCCAUUUAGUGAAAUAA